GGCGCGGCGGAUUUGUAAUCCAUGGCGGGUCCGUGCUCGAUGGCUUGCCACCCUGCUUCAUGUGCAGGCAACCGCCAGGACAGGUGGAGCGACUCCUCGCUUCUGGAGAAGCGGCUGUCAGAGUGCUCGAUCCGCCACCAGCUGCUUCAGCAGUGGGCGAGCAUGUCGAGCGCGGUCGCGUCGGAGACGGAGGCGGAGCCGGAACGGUGCGAGAAGGCGGCCGCGGCGGCCGGGGACUACCCGCUCGUGUUCCUGUGCGCGCGCUGUCGCCGGCCGCUGGGCGACUCGCUCACCUGGGUGACCAGCCAGGAGGACAAGAGCUGCAUCCUUCUAAGCUGUGUGUCCUCUAAUGUGUCUGUGGAUAAAGAGCAGAAACUGUCCAAGUGCAAAGGUGAAGACGGUUGCAUUCUUGAGACUCUGUACUGCACAGGCUGCUCCUUGAACCUCGGCUACGUGUACAAAUGCACUCCCAAGAGCCUAGACUACAAGAGGGACUUGUUCUGCCUCAGCGUGAAAGCCAUCGAAAGUUACACUUUAGGGUCCUCUGAGAAGCAGAUCGUGCCGCAAGACAAGGAGCUUUUCAGUCUGGAGAGCAGAGUUGAAAUAGAGAAGUCUAUAAAGCAGAUGGAAGAUGUCCUGAGAGCCUUGGAGACGAAGCUAUGGGAGGUUGAAUCAAAACUGACUGCUGCUGGCCGCUGACCGUAGCUGAGCUGUGUUCCGUACCCCACCCUGCCCCAUUCUUGUUCCUAAUAUAUGGUCAGGCUCUAAGUAUUUUAGAGGAAAGAGGUAAUUGUUACCUGAUUUGAAUUUUAAAGCCAGUUUAUGAUAUAUGCUGGAAUGAGGUUUUUUUUUGUGUGUGAGAUUUUAUUUUAUUUUCAUUAAAAAACAGAGUGAUUUUUCUGUCUUCUUUUUCUUUUAAAUUCAUUGUAUGUGUACAUUUUUCUCUCUUUUAAAACUUUGUGACUUUUAAUACUUUGUAUAUUUAUGUCUGAGUCGUAAAAAAUCACUCAUCUCUGGGGUAAGAUUUUAGUGGAAUGUGUUAGAUUUGGAUUUUCUAUAAUGUAAAACUUUUAUGAGGAACAUGUAUUUUUAUA
Molecule: messenger RNA, 1094 nt
Organism: Chionomys nivalis (European snow vole)
Lineage: Eukaryota; Metazoa; Chordata; Mammalia; Rodentia; Cricetidae
Gene: Mis18a
Product: MIS18 kinetochore protein A
Exons: 5
Coding region: 22-699 (225 amino acids)
Biological process (GO): CENP-A containing chromatin assembly; chromosome segregation
Cellular component (GO): chromosome, centromeric region; nucleus; chromatin
Source: RefSeq, a predicted model, not a curated record